ACCCACCACAAGGCGCCGACAGAUUGAAAAGUCUACUGGUAACGAGAAAGCGACUGGGAUGGGCGACGCAAGGACGAUCAGCGUCCUGGACGCCGCGGAGCGACCGCUCACGACGGACAAGGUCGCGCGCACGAUCUUUUGCGUGCUCGUGUUUGUGAUUGCGCUGGAAACGUACCUCCACAAACUGCAGCACAAGCUGCGCCACAACAAAAAGUACCUGGAGCUGUUCAACAAGAUCACGACAGAGUUUAUGGUGGUCGGUCUCAUCUACCUCUUGGUGAAGGUCGUCAUGUACUUGGGGUGGAUUCCGUACGGCGGCCUCGAGUACCAAGCGCUGGACGCGGCCGACCUCCUACUCUUCUUCGUCACGAUCGCGCUGUUCGUACAGUCCCUAACCAUCAUCCUGUCGCUGCGAUUGUCGAACCGUGCCAUGGACGUGCUCGAACUCGUCACGACCAACGAGAUCGCGGAACGGAUGCAAGCAGCCAUGGCGACAUGGACGUGGCCACUCAAGCAGUUUCACCACCGCAAGCGCGUCCAGAUGCGGCUCGUCAGCACAUUCUUUCGACGGACGUACGGCCUCCCGCGGCUCUUUUGCUUCGCCAAGUACAUGCGCGUCCUCCAGGAACACCAGAUCGUCGAGCUGCUCGAAAUCGACUUUACGACGUGGCUUUUGCUCCUGUCCAUCUUUUGUGGGUUCUUCUUUUGCACGGGCGAAAUGCAGUCGGUGUUUUCCGUCGACGGCAACUCGCACUACUACGCGAUCAAGACACUCGACUCAAACUUGCCGCCUGCCCAGUCCGCGGCGAUCGCCGCGCUGCAGCAAAAUCGCGUCGGCGUACUCGCCACCCUCGUCGCAGGGCUCUUUGUCUUCAUGGUCGCGUUCCUCAUCUACAUUGAGUACAUUCUGUCCGUGCUAUCGCGUCGCGGCAAAAUCGACCUGGCCGACGAGUUUGCGCCGGCCGGCGCGAGCGCGCUCUCCGACAUGGAUGUUCUCGGCUACAUUGCCCGCUAUGAGGUAGUGGAAGCCAAGAAGUCGUGGCGGGAAGCGGUCGCGGACAUGCAGCGCGUGGGCGACGAAGUUGAAGACAAUCAAGUACACCAUCAAUACGGCAAUCUGUUGCUACAAUUGAUUGCGUCGGGGUGGCGGCGGUGUGUGGGCAAGCGCCAUGCCAAGCCGAAUGCGAUCCGCGCCAAGAUCGACGACAUCCACUUGCCGCUCUUUUCGCGCAAAGCGUGCGAGUUCCUGAUCCAGUUUCUCCUCAUUCUAAACGGCAUGUAUUCGGCCAUGAUCGUCGCGAGCGUGGUGCCGACGAUGCAAAAGAGGGAGCUGCCCGUCGUUGUCGCCACUGCGACGCUGCUCGUGAUCAACAUGGUCGCGCUUGCGCCGCGCCUCAUCCGCAUCUUUUCGUUUGUGAACGGCAUCUACCGCAUCGAAGCGCACGUUCUCGGGAACGUGAUCUCGCAUUUCGUUGACGUCGAGCAUCAAAAGACCGCGAUGGUCGGGGCAGUGACCGAGUACUGCCGCAAGACGCACCAGGCCGUGCAUGCCAUCCGCCACGCCGUUGCAUCCACCGACGCGCACGACGGGUUUGUCGAUACCGAGACGUUGCGCCGCGCCCUCGCCAAGUUUGGGCAUCGCAUGACCCGCCACAACUUUCACGCGUUUCUCCGCAUGAUGGAAUUCCGCACCAAGGACGCCACGGUCUGCCUCGACGAUUUCCUCGCGCUCUUUCCAAACGUGCCGGCGGCCACGGCGACGCUCUCGACGGUUGUGUCCGAAGUGUAGGAAGUUGAGGCGUCGCGGUGUUUUAUAGUUUUGGAAUAACAACGUGAACGUCCACGAGCCUCGACUGAGAUAAGAAUCGUAGUCGACGG
This is a messenger RNA of Aphanomyces invadans, 1878 nucleotides long. RefSeq lists its product as hypothetical. The coding region runs from base 59 to 1789 and encodes 576 amino acids. NCBI's taxonomy places the organism in Eukaryota, Oomycota, Saprolegniomycetes, Saprolegniales, Verrucalvaceae. The transcript has 3 exons. The record is from RefSeq and is a predicted model, not a curated record.